GCUGGCCGCCGUCUUCUGUGUCGUGUUGUUUGUUGAGUUGAGUUUUGUCGGUGUCGUGUCGGUGGCGAGACUGAGACUCGGCGCGGUGGGUCACGCUGGGUCGAUUAUCCUGCGACACGGCGCUGGCAGAGUGCCGGUGCCAGCCGACGCCGCCGUGCCGUCGUCUUUGGCUGACUGGAGGGCCUCAGCUGGUCGCGGCGGCGGCCGGCAGUGCGCGUUGCGGGGAUCUAACGGCGCUCCCACAGUCCGCUGCAGACCGCAGCGCCUCACGAUGCGGCUGCUGCUGCUCUGCUGUGCGCUGGCGGCUGCGGGCGCCGAGCCGUCCGUGUGGACGUGGCGCUGUGAGUCGGGGAGCUGCGUGCGCCGCCCAGCCGCCGGUGUCACCGACGGCAUGCAGCUCGGCACGUGCAAGUUGACCUGCGGCGAGCUGUCGGUGGUGUGGCCGCGUCCGACCGGGCCGGCCGCGUUCGGCUCCGAGACGGUGCCGUUCCUUAUCGACAACAUCCAGUUCCAGCUGGUGGCGCCCGACCCGGUGAAGCCGAUGCUGCAGAAGGCCACUGAGAUAUUCCUGGACAACCUGCGGGCGCUGCAGCCGUCGGGUCUGGGCGGGCGGCGGGCCGGCUGCCGGCCGGACGGCGCCUGUGAGCCGGCCGUGGCCGAGCAGGCCGUGAAGGUGACUGUGGCCGUGGAGUCGGCCGGCACCGCGCUGACGCUGGAGACGAGCGAGUACCACCAGCUGCUGGUCAACCACACGGCCGGCGGCGAGGUCAGCGUCCUGCUGUACGCCACCACCUUCUUCGGCGCGCGCCACGGACUGGAGACGGUGUCGCAGCUCAUCGAGUAUGACGAGGAGAACGCCUGUCUGCAGAUCCUGGGCUCGGCGACGCUCAGUGACGCGCCGGUAUACCCGAUCCGGGCCCUAACCAUCGACACAUCGCGCAGCUUCAUCCCUCUCUCUGCCCUGCGGCGCACCAUCGACGCCAUGGCCAUGAACAAGCUGAACACGCUCCACUGGCACGUGACGGACACGCACAGUUUCCCGAUCGAGGUGUCCAGCGAGCCGCGUCUGGUGCAGUACGGCGCCUACUCGCCGCAGAAGGUGUACACGGCCCGGGAGGUGGCCGAGCUGGUCCGGUACGGCCGGCAGCGCGGCGUCCGACUGCUGCCCGAGCUGGACGCGCCGGCCCACGUCGGCUACGGCUGGCAGUGGGGCGAGGACGCCGGACUGGGCAGGCUGGCCGUCUGCGUCGGAGAGGAGCCGUGGCAGUCGUACUGCGUGGAGCCGCCCUGUGGCCAGAUGAACAUUGUCAACGAAAACAUGUACACCGUGCUGGGGAAGAUCUACAAGGACUUCAACGCCCUCUUCCAGCCGGAUAUCUUCCACAUGGGAGGCGACGAGAUCAACUUCAACUGCUGGAAGUCCUCCCCCGAGAUCGCCGAACACGUGAAGGACCGCGGCGGCGACCCGUCUGACGACUCGGAGUACAUGCGGCUGUGGGCUCAGUACCAGGUCCGCGCCGCCGGCCUCUGGAGGAACGUGACUGGCCGGAGCACGCCGCUGUUACUGUGGACCAGCGACCUCACCAAACAGGAGGCGGUCCGACCCUCGGCGCUGAAACCGUCACAGUAUAUUAUCCAGGUGUGGACCACCGGCACCGACCAGCAGAUCGGGAACCUCCUCCGUCAGGGCUUCCCGCUGCUGCUCUCCAACUACGACGCCUGGUACCUGGACUGCGGCUUCUCGGCCUGGGUCGGCGUCGGAAACAACUGGUGUUCGCCCUACAAGAGCUGGCAGACCGUGUACGACAACAGCCCGCGCGCCAUCGCCCGGAGUUUCGAGCCGUCCGGCGCCGACUACGCGUCCCUGGUGCGGGGCGGCUCGGCGGCGCUGUGGUCGGAGCAGUCGGACGCCCAGACGCUGGACAGCCGGCUGUGGCCGCGCGCCGCCGCGCUGGCCGAGCGGCUCUGGGCGGAGCCGGACACGGACUCGGCGGCGGCACUCACCCGGCUGGUGCACCACCGCGAGCGGAUGGUGCAGCGCGGCAUCGGCGCCGAGCCGCUGCAGCCCGAGUACUGCCACCUCAACGACGGCGUGUGCACUACCUAGCGGUGGGCGGCGCGGGGGCGGGCCGGGGCGACGGGCGCCGCCGCUGCACUGCCGCAGCUCGCCGCCCUGCCGCUGCUGCUGCCGCUGCUGCUCGUAGUGCGUUCGGCUUAAUGGUGCGUCCGAUAGCGCCGUCGUCUCUUCAGCUACAGAGCCAGGAUCGUCUCUGGCUGGAGAAGCUCGGGCAUUAUGAAACAACGAUGAACUUUGUAUUGGUUGUGGAGCGAACCCAAAAGAGGGGGCACAGUGUAAUUGUCGCACGGACUGGACAGUGGACACCGCUUUCAACUCUACGUUUGGAACAUUUGUGAUCACUGAUCAAGAUACUGUGAUGUCAUCAAAAAGACACACGGCAAUAGUAAAGCUAUUUCCAGAGUAUAUGGCCGCAGGAUACUCGCGCAAGUAAGUGCUAUAAUGGAGUUUCUGGGACGCAAGAAGCCAGAAUGUGUUACCAGUUAGCAUAACGGAAGAUGUAAGACCGAUUUAUUGAUCGUUGUAGCCUUUUUAGUGCUGUGGAUCGAUGAUCCCACAAGUGUGAGAACACUUUUGACCUAGUCUUAACCGUAAGUGAUGUCAAAUGUCAGGCGUGGGAUAUUGCUGAUUCGUCGCAAAGCAUAAGGAGGCGGAAACUAGUAUGUGAUUGUUGCGGUAACGGUUAGUCGACGACCCGAUGUUAAUCGAUGCUCCGUUCUGAAUAAUAGAUGAGCUGAUUUUGACA
This is a messenger RNA of Amphibalanus amphitrite, 2822 nucleotides long. Its product is annotated as chitooligosaccharidolytic beta-N-acetylglucosaminidase-like. NCBI's taxonomy places the organism in Eukaryota, Metazoa, Arthropoda, Thecostraca, Balanomorpha, Balanidae. Gene Ontology annotation, molecular function: beta-N-acetylhexosaminidase activity. Gene Ontology annotation, biological process: carbohydrate metabolic process; glycosaminoglycan metabolic process; ganglioside catabolic process. Gene Ontology annotation, cellular component: membrane. The record is from RefSeq and is a predicted model, not a curated record. The coding region runs from base 272 to 2107 and encodes 611 amino acids. The transcript is spliced from 6 exons.